AUGGUGAACGUCCCCAAAAACAGAAAGACCUAUUGCAGAAAAUGUGGAAGUCAUUAAAGUUGCAAAGUGUCCCAAUACAAAAAGAGCAAGGAAAGUCCUUUUGCUUAAGGCAGAAGAAGGUACGACAUGAAGCAAGCUGGUUAUGGUGGACAAACAAAGCCCAUCUUCAGAAAGAAGGCAAAGACAACAAAGAAAGUUGCCUUAAAACUUGAAUGUGUUAAGUGUAAAUUGAAGUGGUUAAAGGUCAUCAAGAGAUGCAAGACUAUAGUAUUUGUUGAUGCCAAUCAACUCAAAAAAUAAUAAGAAGCAAAGAAAAAUGCCAAAUGAGAUUUACAAUAGUAUAAGAUACAUUAAGUAUUUAAUAAUCAUAAACAUA
Molecule: messenger RNA, 376 nt
Organism: Paramecium tetraurelia
Lineage: Eukaryota; Ciliophora; Oligohymenophorea; Peniculida; Parameciidae
Exons: 2
Biological process (GO): translation
Cellular component (GO): cytosolic large ribosomal subunit; ribosome
Molecular function (GO): structural constituent of ribosome
Source: RefSeq, a predicted model, not a curated record